CUUACCUUGGGGUUGUGCUUCAGGUAGUGAAAAAGAAAAUAUCAAGAUGAGUAAAAAGCCUCCAAAUCGUCCUGGAAUCACAUUUGAGAUUGGUGCUCGUUUGGAGGCACUGGACUACUUACAAAAAUGGUAUCCAUCUCGUAUUGAGAAGAUAGACUAUGAGGAAGGGAAGAUGUUGGUGCAUUUUGAACGCUGGAGUCAUCGCUACGAUGAGUGGAUUUACUGGGAUAGCAAUAGGUUGCGACCCUUGGAGCGACCAGCAUUAAGGAAAGAAGGAUUGAAAGAUGAUGAGGAAUUUGUUGAUUUUAAACCUGGAGAAGAAGUUCUAGCUCGCUGGACUGACUGUCGGUAUUAUCCUGCAAAGAUUGAAGCAAUUAAUAAAGAGGGAACGUUCACAGUACAGUUCUACGAUGGUGUUAUUCGGUGUCUUAAGAGGAUGCACAUCAAAUCUAUGCCAGAGGAUGCAAAAGGGCAGGCGCGCGAGAGGGAGCAGAUAGCGCCGGAGCUGAGAUUAGUGACGGAAAUCGAACCAAAAGAAGAUUGGAUAGCUUUGGUCAAAGCUGCUGCAGCCGCAGCAGCCAAGAACAAAGCAGCAAGUAAACCUAGAACCAGCGCAAACAGCAAUAAAGAUAAAGAGGAAAGAAAGUGGCUAAAAGUUCCUUCAAAAAAGGAAGAAACCUCAACCUCUACAAUCAUGCAGGAAGUCCAAAAAAAGGAAGAGGAACCUACGUCUAGUGACACGUUUGUAGGCUUUCCAGUAGUGGAUGUUCCAAAGAUGGCCUUUGUGCAGGCGGAGAGCACAUUAUCCCACAAGAGGAAAAGCAAUCUAGGCAACUCGUUUCAGGCAAAGAGAGCUCGUCUUAACAAGAUCACUGGUUUAUUGGCAUCCAAAGCUGUUGUUGCAGAUGGUGCUGAAAGAAAGGAAGGCAACAAAGAAACAGCUCCAGUCCUGGAGCAGGAGAUUUCACCUAAACCACAAAGUCAGAAAAAAAAUGAAGCUGAUAUUAGCAGUUCUGCCAGCAUACAGAAACCUGCACUGUUAUCCUCAACUUUGUCUUCAGGAAAGGCUCGCAGCAAGAAAUGCAAACAAGAAUCUGGAGAUUCUUCUGGGUGUAUAAAGCCCCCUAAAUCACCACUUUCCCCAGAGUUAAUACAAGUCGAGGAUUUGACGCUGGUCUCUCAGCUUCCUUCUUCCGUGAUAAAUAAAACUAGUCCAUCACAGCCAGUGAAUUCCCCUAGAUCCUACAAACAUAGCCAACGGAGGAGGAGAUCUCAGCGUUUAGCCACUUGCUCGUUGCCUGAUGAUUCUGUAGAAAAAGUUUCUUCUCCCUCUUCAGUUACUGAUGGAAAAGUGUUCUCCAUCAGGGCUCAAAAUCAACAGCCAUCAAAAUUGGAGGUACCUGAUGUUGCCCAUAUGUCACUUGAGAAGCGUGGACCAUGUCUCCCUCUUGACUUAAGCCGUAGUUCGGAAGUUGCAUCACCAUUAUCCACAGAAUCCACUUUCCGUAAUGAAUAUCCCAGUAAAGAAAAGGAAGAUAUUCAGAUGGUUACAUAUCUUUCUUCCAAAGCAGUAACUGAUGGAAGAGUAGCUACAACAGCGUCAGCACCCUCGUCCCAUGUACAUGCCUUACAUCUGGAAAUGCCUUUAACCAAUAGUCUAAAGUUACCCAAAGGGAAUAGUAAAAAAAAGCGGUCCUCCACAUCAGUGAGCUCUGAAGGGACAGAGAUACAGUACUCUGUGCCCAUAAAGGAGAAAUGUUUUGAGAGUCUGAAGGAGAAAAUAUUAAAGAACGUGAUUGAGAAGGACAAGCAUUCAGAAGUUGGUGCAGUUAGAAUGGAGAGGAAAGGAAAACUGGAAGAGAAAAGCUCCUCAACAUAUGGUAAAAAGAAAGAAAAAGAGAAAAAAGAGAAAAAGGAGAAAGAUCAUAAAUCAAAACAGAAAAAGAAGAAGAAAAAAAAGAAGAAAUCUAAACAGCAUGAUUAUUCGGAUUACGAGGACAGUUCUGUUGAAUUCACGGAUAGAUGCUCCUCUCCCUUAACACGGUCCUCGGGGAGCUCCCUGACAUUGCGCAGCAUGUUCUCGGACAAGAACACGUCAUACCAGUAUCCCAGAGCCAUCUUGUCUGUUGACCUUAGUGGAGAAAACCUUUCAGAUAUGGAGUUCUUGGAUGAUUCUUCCACGGAGAGUUUAUUACUUAGUGGUGAUGAAUACAAUCAGGAUUUCGAUUCAACUAAUUUUGAAGAGUCUCAAGAUGAAGAUGAUGCUCUCAAUGAAAUUGUAAGAUGCAUCUGUGAACUGGAUGAAGAAAAUGGCUUUAUGAUCCAGUGUGAAGAGUGCUUGUGUUGGCAACACAGUGUAUGCAUGGGGUUGUUAGAGGACAGCAUUCCAGAGCAGUACAUCUGUUAUAUCUGCAGAGAUCCACCAGGUCAGAGAUGGAGUGCCAAAUAUCUUUAUGAUAAAGACUGGCUAAAUAAUGGACACAUGUGUGGAUUAUCGUUUUUGAAAGAAAACUACUCUCAUCUCAAUGCCAAAAAGAUUGUGUCAACACAUCAUCUACUGGCGGAUGUAUAUGGUGUAACUGAAAUAUUGCAUGGACUGCAGUUGAAGAUUGGGAUAUUAAAAAAUAAGCAUCACCCAGACCUUCAUCUGUGGGCUUAUUCAGGGAUGCGAAAAGAACAAGAACAAAUAACUCUUGGGGUAGAGAAAAAAACAGUGACUUUGCCAAACCCUGUUAAUCCACUUGAAAGGACGUGUCACAGUCAAAAUCAUAGACAGACACCCAGCUUACCCCUAAAGAUGGAAGAAACAUAUAUCACAAGUGAACACAGUUACCAAAAACCACAGAGUUUUGGUCAAGACUGCAAAGCAGUCAGUGACCCUAUGAGCUCAGAUGAUGAAGAUACAAGUAGUCUUGAUGAAGAUCAGGAAUUUCAUUCAGAGAAUAAAAAUUGUUUACCAUAUUCUUUUAAAGAUGAUGGGAUGAAUGAUCAGAAGAAUUCUGCUGAAGGGAACACUGUGUUUGUUUGUAAUGAAAAGAAGGGCUCAGAAGAAGAAGUGGACACACAUCUUCAAUGGCAGCUAAAUCUCCUCACCCACAUAGAGAAUGUACAGAAUGAAGUCACCAGCAGAAUGGAUCUGAUUGAAAAGGAAGUUGAUGUUCUAGAAAGCUGGCUUGAUUUCACUGGAGAACUGGAGCCACCAGAUCCGCUUGCAAGAUUGCCUCAGCUUAAGCGACGUAUCAAGCAGCUCUUAAUUGACAUGGGGAAAGUACAACAAAUAGCAACACUUUGCUCUGUAUGACAAAAGGAAGAAUAAAGAAAUAAAAAUAGGCUUUCUACAGUGAAUUUUCUUAUUAGCAGCAAGACUGACAGGACAACAGCAAAAAGCUGAGCAUUUAUCUGGUUCUGUGCUGAUUACRUUAAUAGCCUGAAGCUUUAGAGAGAGGAGAAGAGAUCUAGACAAAGGAAUUUGUUAUACUGAGUGUCUGAAUAUCCACUGUCCAAACUUCGAGGGAUAAUAUAUAGCACAUUGAGAAAUGAUGAUGUGAUCUUAACAUGCUAAACAAGGCAUUUGCCUCAGUUAAGAAAGCUGACCAAACAAAAGUUCUGCGAAGAACUGUGCUACCGUUUUGAAACCUUUGGCGGGAAGUUCCAAGUUCAUUGGAGUUGGAUGACUAAAAACAGUGCUUGGGAAAUGCAUAUUUAAUGAAUUCCUUUAUUUUCUUGCUAGUGAAAGAUAGACAUGGAGAGCUCUAUAUCCUCUCUACAAGAAAAGUUUAUAGAUUGUUAUUUUCUUCUCUCGUGAAGGUUUGGGAAAGUGAACAUGCUAGCUUUGGCUUGGAAAGAAAUGACUUGUCAUGGUCUCCUUUUUUAAAGUAUUUUUUUAAAUAGAAAUCCUUAUUACAGCACCCUUAAGCUCCUUUAAAACAUAAGUGGCAAAUAGUUGUCAGAUGUGCCAAAUAAUGUUAAAACCACUGGGAUGAGAGUUUGCAUAUGACUUACAUGAAGGGUUUUUGUUGUUGUUGUUUUUGAUUUUUUUCCCCARAGUCCUACUUGGUGCCAGCAAUCCAUCCAAAAGUGUAUCUAGUUUAUAUAUAUAUAUUUUUUUUUAUUUUCUAUUGCAGUAUUCAGGAUUCAAAAUAMAGUUUUUGUCCUGGGUAGCUCUGUUUUCAUGUUAGCCCUUUGAAACUUUAUCAACCUCAGCUGGGAUGAGGAAUGACAAGAGCAGCAAGAAUGUCUGUGGCUGUGAAUUACUAAACCACUAGAAUAAAUAUCACAAAUAUACAUUAUGUUUUUUAAAAAACUGUCCACUUCAGUGAAUGAACAUCAUGAAACCAAAGGCAACCUAGUUGCUCUGUUAGAUCUUGCUGGAUUUUGAGCCCAGGACUUUCUUUGUGUUUAUAAGUUGCCGCUGUACCCAGUGAUACAUACGUCUAUGUGUAUGUAUAUGUGUAUAGAUACACAUGUACAUAUAUACAUACCAUAUACAUUUAUAUCUACACAUGUCUAGUUUUAUUACAAUAGACUAUAAGAACUGGUGGUUAACAUGAAAUGUUACCUUUUAACACGCAGUUUCUAAAAUUGAAAAUAAUGUAUGUACAGGUUUUGAAAUUUGUAAAAUAUGACUGUUAAAAGGAGGCUAUUUAACUGAUGACAUUAAGAUACUUGAACAUUUUAUGCCUCACAUCUGUUUAUCAGUUCUAGUUAUCUGUAUAAAUGCAUUUUAGAACCGAUAGACAGUAAACUUGAAUUUACCUUUUGAUAAAGAGUACAAGUCACUGUACAUUCAAAAAUUAUUUAAAUUUGCAAACACACUGUUCUAUAUGUAAGGUACUGUAUGUAAAACUGUUUAUUAAAACUAUUCUGCAUACUCUAUAUUUUUCACUUUCCUUCCUGAUCUACGUACCAAUGAAGAAAAAGUGAUGUACAGACCAUCAGAAAUCAUAAAUUCCUGAAAUGUCUUUUGAGGAUUUUGUAAAAUUCAAAAAAAGUGCCAAAGAUGGACUAUUUAGGAAAGAUUUUGCAACUAGUAUGUUGGACUUUCAUGAUAAAAACCAUUAUUGAGAAAGAGAGCAGCAUGACUUGUUCAUUGCUAAAAUAUAUUUUCUCUGAUGUUUCCCAUCUGCCUAUCAUUUCUGAAGUCAGUGAUCAUUCUUGGUGUCUGAAGCAAAAUGUAAACCCCUGUUGCCAAUCAGUUACUAUUUAAAAAGUUUUCUGGAUCAGUCCUGCAGGAGAUACCACAAAUCUGUGUGAUAAGUAGAACUUGGAAGCUGAUUAUGGAAUUCUGAUUGGCACCUCCAUAAUGCAUAGAGAAUGCAACAGCUGAGGAAUUGUUGGUACUUUCACAGUAACUGUUAAAUAAAAUACCCUGAUAUGCUAUAUAGUUGGAUGCUUAAAUAGGUGCUUAAAAGAAUACAAACUGAGUGACCGGCUUUCUGUUUUGAUAUGUGAGACCUUUUUAUAUACAAUUCACUUGCUACAUAUCCUUGAAUGUGGUACUGUGUGUACUCUGUAGGAGAAGCGUAAACAUAGACGAAUUACUUUGAAACAAAGUGGAGUGUAUUUACAUAAUUUUUAAAGCAUACACUAUAGCAAUAUAACGCAGUGUGCAUGGUGUGAUGUAAUAUAGUUGUAAAUGUAACUGAAGGUGGAGAUGGGCAGAAGGAGUUAAGGUGGGAGGAAAAAAGUUCCAUUCCUAGUGCAGAGAUGCAAGAAUAGUAUCCUGAAAAGGAAAUUGCUGUAAGGUCAAAAUUAAAGUUGCCUUUGCAGCUUUAGUUUGUCUUCCGUUUGUAUAUGUAACAGUCUCCUAACUUCACACGAUUACAUGAUUCUACCCCUGAGGAUCCUGCCUUAUUCAGGACAACCUAUGCUUGCAAAAUGAUUAUAUUUAUUUUUACCUUCUUAACCUACGUAGUCAAGUAGUACAGAAAUUCUUACAGUCAUUCAUAUCUGACCUGAGAUAAAGUCUCAUUCUCCUUCUGGAUAGUUCUGUAAUACAUUGUGUACUGCUUAAACGCUUCACAAACUUUUGAAUUUGCUUUCUCAAAUUGUGAUGUUAAYCUGCAACGUGAACACUGGUUAUGGCCUCAGUUUCUCAAGUAUUCAAAUGCUGGGGUGCUCUUAAAGGCUUCAGGUUUAUUCUUUUUUUAAGCACUUGCAAAUCAAAUGCCACAACGGUGCUAAGUGUUCUGUGCAGCAUGUAACUUGGUUGCUUGCUCUGCAUAUCUGUUGGUCAAACCCUGUCUGGUCUGGUUCAURCUAGUGUAUCUUUUAGUUGACCUUAGCGAGAGAAUCUUUUCUCUGUAAGCAUUGUCCUCCUCAUGUCUUCCAGCUUUCUUGGUAAAUGAGUUUCAGAUCUGCACAUCUUUACUUCAACAUUUACCUGGCUAUGCGUUGCCUUGCUACUCAAUGCAAGAGGCAGGCUCUCUCGGAAAAGUAUGCAAUGAUGUAGUGUCUGUUUUUGAUACAUGUAUAUAAAAGUUGAUUUGGAACUUCUGAGUUUACAGCUUUCAUCUUAAAUUUUAAGUGCUUAGCAAUAAUAAAAAGG
Molecule: messenger RNA, 6547 nt
Organism: Nothoprocta perdicaria
Lineage: Eukaryota; Metazoa; Chordata; Aves; Tinamiformes; Tinamidae
Gene: PHF20L1
Product: PHD finger protein 20 like 1
Exons: 22
Coding region: 47-3301 (1084 amino acids)
Biological process (GO): regulation of transcription by RNA polymerase II
Cellular component (GO): NSL complex
Source: RefSeq, a predicted model, not a curated record